ACUUAUAAAUACCGGGAGCAAGUCAAGCCAGUUAGUUAUAGCUCAGCUUCAGCACACACUGGUCGCGCAAUGCAUCUUUUUGGACUACUCGUGCCGCUCGUUUGCGGUCUCCUCUACGUCGCUGCCGAGGCCGAUCCCCAGCACACCUACGAUGGUCGCAAUGGGCCGCAUGUCUUUGGCACACCGGGCAAUCAGGUCUACAUACGAGGACAGAACGAUGGCGCAUACACGGUGCCCGGAGUGGGCGGUCAGUUCCAGCACUCAUCGUCGCCCAAGGAACACGUCUAUACGGAUGAACAGGGAAAUACCUAUGUGAACCGUAAAACAGCCGGAGGACGACCAGGCCAUGCAAUCAGCGGUCCUGGCCUGGUGGCUGUAAAUCCUUAUUCAGCUUACCCCGCAUCUGCCGGUCCUGCUCCACGAAGACCACGAAGCCCUCAAUUCCAUGUGGAGAGGCCUGGCCGCACGGUGGAUUACGACAACGGAGGAUUCGUAGUUCAAAGGUCCCGCCGCAGCCCCCAGUUCCAUGUGGAGCGACCUGGGCGCACUGUGGAUGUCGGUUCGGGAGGAUUUGCGGUUUCAAGGCAGAGCCGCAGCCCCCAGUUCCAUGUGGAGCGACCUGGUCGCACUGUGGAUGUCGGUUCGGGAGGAUUUGCGGUUUCAAGGCAGAGCCGCAGCCCCCAGUUCCAUGUAGAGCGACCUGGUCGCACUGUGGACUACAACAACGGAGAAUUUGUGGUGCAAAGGAGCAGUCGCAGCAUCAAUGAUGCCCGUGUGCAGGGUGACAAUUUUGUGGCUCGUGACGAUCAAGCUGGCGUGUGGAAUGAUAACGUUUCGGUGUGGAAGCGACCAGACGGACGAACAGUUACCGUGGACGGUAGUGGGAAAGUACAUGUCUCUGGCCAUGGACAUGAUCAAACUUGGUAAAAAGUGUACAAAGCGAGAUGUUAUUUAUCAGCCCCUAAAAUACAUUUGACGCGAUUUAUUACUUAACUAAAACAAACGUUUUAUAUAUAUUUGAGUUGUGUAAAGAGAUUUACAACUUUAAACUUGUAGUAAAUGUAAAUUAGAAAAAUAUAAAUCAACAAAAACUCUUUAAA
Messenger RNA from Drosophila kikkawai, 1100 nucleotides. It is a transcript of the gene BaraB, whose product is annotated as Baramicin B. The record is from RefSeq and is a predicted model, not a curated record. NCBI's taxonomy places the organism in Eukaryota, Metazoa, Arthropoda, Insecta, Diptera, Drosophilidae.